CAACUGAAAAUCAUGCUUUAAUAUAUAAGAUUUUCCACUAACAUAGAUUCCUUUACUCAGAUACAAAUUAUAGCGCUAUGCGAUCACAUUCGUCGAAAGGUAUAAAGGUAUCGAUCUUAAUAUGAUUUUUAUACAGGAAUUGCAUAGGUUGGCACAAGCAAUGUUUUUAAAGGCCAAGGGAUUGUUAUAUUUUACUUGAAGCAACAGGAGUCUCUUAAGGCGGGAUUCCACCAAGGCAACAUUCUGGCAACAUGUGGCAUGCUACAUUGUCGCAUGGGCUAAGUGUGUUUCCACCAGUUCAACAGAAGGCAACAUGUAGCAUGCGAUUGUGUGGCAUGAGACAGGUGGCAACAUGUUGCCGUGUUGCCUGACGCAUGCGACAAGAUUUAGCCUGUCGUCUAGUGUUGAACGCCUUCCCACCAGUCGCGGGAAGGAUUCCGUAUUGAAAGGCAACACGAUGAAUUGGUCACAAGAAAAAAAUAUAGAAUUCAUAGAAGAGUAUAGAAAACUUUCAGUUCUGUGGGAUGUACGCUUGCAAGAGUACAAGAAUAAUCAGGCAAAAUUAGAUGCACUGCGGGGAUUAGCUGAGAAAUACAAUUGUGACGUGGAGAUGCUGAAGAAAAAGAUCAAGAAUUUGCGUACAGCUUUUCGCCGGGAACAUAAACGCCUAACCCAAAAAAAAUCUGGAUCUUCUCCCAUCAAGACAGGCAAGUGGUUUGCUUAUGAACUGCUUUUGUUCCUCCUGGACGUGGACACCCCAAGGCCUGGCUACUCAUCUCAAGCUGAACCUCAGACUGAGCAAUCACCAUGCAUUGAGGAUGAACCUGGAGGGGAUGAUCCUACUGAAACACUGGGAACGUCAUCGACUCUGAAUGCAGAAGCUCCUGAAGCUUCACAGGAAGCUGAGAAAGGCGACAGUAAUGACGAUGGCAAAGAGGCAAGCAACAAAAGAAGAGGACAGAGCUGGAAAAGAAAAACUGUUGAUGAUGAACGAGCUGAAGAGGCAUACCAGAUUUUGAAAGAUAGUGUGAAAAGGGAUGACUGUUCUAUUUAUGCUGAACAUGUUGCAUGUGAAAUUCGGAAACUUGAUCCAAAGGCCCAGGCAAUUGUGAAACACUUAAUUAACAACAUCUUAUUCGAAGCUGCUAUGGGGAAAUACGACAGUGGUGAUCGCUCUCAUCAAUUUGGUUUGCCUCCAGCGCAUCUUUUUCAUACCAGUGCCUCUUCAUCCCAUCAUAACCCCAUUGCCUCUGAUUCUUCUGCCUCUACUCCCCGCCACUCUUUCUACAGUGACUCCUCUACCCCUGACUAUGACCAUGGGGCAUCAACAUCAAUCUCGAAAUCGCCAUCAAUAUUUGCUCAACUAGGAAAUCAGUCACACCAAGAAUCUGUUGUAACACCAGCUUCACAAGGAUUUGUUGCUCAGUUAGAUAAUGAAUAUCAUCCACAUUUUGUUCAGACAGAUAAAGAACCUGAGCAACACCAUAAUGAAACAGACGUGGAUGGGUCCUUGAAAUCACAACAGCCACCUGGAAUUAAAGGUAAACCAUCCACAGAGAAAUAUAGCAUUGAAGAAUUCCAAAGACAAUUAAAACGUUUAAAGAAAGAGAAGAAUAUUCUCCUAAAAAAAAAUAGACUAUGGGCCAAAGAAAUCAGAGAGGCAAGGAAACAGAUGUCUGAUCUCCGUUAUCACAAUGAAUUGAUGGCAGAGGAGCGUGAUAAGGCUCGUAAAGAAAGGGAUGCUCUUCAGUUGGAGAAAAGACAUCUGUUGAAGGCACUGGAUGAGGAGAGAAAAGAGAAGGAGGCUCUGGUUGCAAGGAAGAAGCAGAAAGGAGCAGAACUUCAGGAGACAGUUACAGAAAGCAGUGGAAUACCGGAUUGUCCAUUGAUGGAAACACCAACAGUGAAUGUAAUUAAUGUUAAAAACGAGGAUGACAUGUCGCACACAGAGGACCAUAAAGUGGAAAUGAAAGAUGUAGAAAGUGAGGACACAGACAUUGAACCAAAGAUGGAAGAGGAGAUCACAAUCAAGGAAGAGGAAAUGGAGUGCAAUGAUCCAUUAUUGACUUUCCCAUGCAAGUUUUGUGAGACCGUGUAUGCCACCAAAUGUGACCUGGAAAAUCACAUAAAAGAGGAGCAUGAGAGAGGAGACCUACUGAGCUGCUGCAGUUGUGAGAAAAUGUUUCAUAAAGAUAUUGAACUUAAGCUCCAUGAAGUAGUACAGCAUCAGGCAAAGUUAUGUAAGAAAGAGAUGCCUGCCAAGCGCGCCUUCAGAGAUGCCUGGCUGGAAGACAGCAACUUCAAGGGCUGGUUGAAGAAGGUGGACGGCAAUCACCAGAAAGCGUUUUGUGAAGCGUGUGGGUAUCAUCUCAGUGCCGAGAUCUCCGCCAUCAAGCGACACAAAACAUCUCGUAUUCACUGCACUAAUAUGAUUCCAUUUUAUGCUUCCCUUUCAUCAAGUACAAAUACCUCAGCAGUUAGUAAAUAUGACAUGACAACAAGGGCAGAAGUUAAAUUUUUUUCAUACUUUGAAGAGCAUAAGAUAUCACUAAACAGUUUUGAGCAUUUUAAAAAUAUAUUGAAAGAUGCUGUGCCAGAUUCCAAAAUCAUCCAAAGCAUGGCACUUAAAAACAUAAAGCAAAGGAAACCAAAAAAUUUAUAAUCUAUCGCAUGCAAUUAUAAUAAAAGAACUCCAAAAUAAUUAAAUUUCUUUAAUUAUUGAUGAGGCAACUGGUAAAUGCACAUACAAAGGUAUGCUAUAGUUUGUAGACAUUUCUAUAACCAUACACCGAAGUAUAACAACCAAGCUCCUAGAUCUAAUAUAAUUUUUUAACAAGAGAAUGAAGACGUUUACUCGACAAUGACAUUCCACCACACUUAACCAUACUGAAGAGUUUUACAAAGUCCUCUUGGAACUGACGAAUAGAAAAGAUGUUUCAACCUCUAUAAUUAGGUAUGCCAAUUUUUGCUCUUGGUGUUCUUGACCUGCCGGCAUCGAACGCCGAUGCAGAGAGGCUAUUUUUCCAAAGGAGAAUUGAUUAAACGGAAGUCUAAAAUGAUGCCAUCUUUCUGGACGUGUGAAGGGGUCGAGAAGCCACGUCACGAUUCAGCUGACGACUGAAGUGAUAAACGCAGCACAAAAACCUGUCCAGGAUCGAAACUUUGAGGAUUAACUAUUAAUGUAUUUUAGACUGAUGUAGAUAAUACAAAUAUUAAUCUGCUGUUUGAGAUUACUUGUUCAAUUGAUUUAUAAUGCAAACACUUUUGUAUGUGUAAAAUAAAUUUAACGUUGUUUAGUAUGUUUUAUUUCUGCUAAUUUCCUUUCACCGUACUACUCGAUUUUCAUGUACCAGAGAUAAUAGGGAAGUUAUAUUUUUUCACUACCAUUGGCAACCUUAACUUACAAUAUUCUCUUGUGUGUAUAGGAAAAAAGGUUUGAAAUGACAAGUUAUGACUGACGAGAAAAUCUAAAGCAAGUUACCAUUUACUGUGCAUUAAAAAAAAGUUUCAUUGAUAUUACUAAACCGCACUUACGAUAAUAAUUUUAUCGUAAUCUUUAUUAUUACUC
Penaeus chinensis is the source of this 3568-nucleotide messenger RNA. RefSeq lists its product as uncharacterized. Bases 353 to 2662 code for a protein of 769 amino acids. Lineage: Eukaryota; Metazoa; Arthropoda; Malacostraca; Decapoda; Penaeidae. The record is from RefSeq and is a predicted model, not a curated record. The transcript is spliced from 5 exons.